This is a messenger RNA of Aphidius gifuensis, 1221 nucleotides long. It is a transcript of the gene Vps28, whose product is annotated as vacuolar protein sorting-associated protein 28 homolog. Gene Ontology annotation, biological process: protein transport to vacuole involved in ubiquitin-dependent protein catabolic process via the multivesicular body sorting pathway. NCBI's taxonomy places the organism in Eukaryota, Metazoa, Arthropoda, Insecta, Hymenoptera, Braconidae. The transcript is spliced from 3 exons. Gene Ontology annotation, cellular component: ESCRT I complex. Gene Ontology annotation, molecular function: protein-containing complex binding. The coding region runs from base 135 to 773 and encodes 212 amino acids. The record is from RefSeq and is a predicted model, not a curated record.
AUUGAGUUAGCAAGUGUCCAAGUGAACAUUACUCAUAUAUUUAUUAAAAACUAUUCCAUCAUCCUCGAAUUAGUUAAAUAAACAAUAAAAAUAAUACUACCUACAAUAAUAAAUAAACAAACAAAAGAUUAAAGAUGUCUGUUGCUGAAAAUCGUCCAGAGCUUUAUGAAGAAGUUAAGAUAUACAAAAAUGCAAGAGAACGUGAAAAACAUGACAAUCAAGCUGAUUUAUAUGCUGUUGUAAAUACAUUACAAAAUUUAGAAAAAGCAUACAUAAGAGAUUGUGUUACACCAAAAGAAUACACAGCAGCAUGUAGUAAAUUACUUGUACAAUAUCGUGCUGCUUUUAAACAGGUACAAAGUGAUCAAUUUCCAACAAUUGAUGCAUUUGCAAGAAGUUUUCGUCUUGAUUGUCCAGCAGCACUUGAAAGAAUAAAAGAAGAUCGUCCAAUAACAAUAAAAGAUGAUAAGGGUAAUACAUCAAAAUGUAUUGCUGAUAUUGUAUCAUUGUUUAUAACAUUAAUGGAUAAAUUGAGAUUAAAUAUCAAAGCAAUGGAUGAUUUACAUCCAGAUUUACGUGAUUUACUUGAUACAAUGAAUCGUUUGAGUAUUUUACCAAGUGAAUAUGAUGGAAAACAACGUGUUGGUGAUUGGCUACAAACAUUAAAUAGUAUGUCUGCAUCUGAUGAAUUAUCUGAAUCACAAGUACGACAACUUUUAUUUGAUCUUGAAACUUCAUACAAUGGAUUUACUAAAAUACUUCAUAAUUCUUAAUUUAUACUUAUGAAAAAUUAAUUAUUAAAUAUUCUCUUAUUUGUUUAUAAGUAAAGUUUCCAUUUUUUUUUUUUUUUUCUUCUUUUUUAUGAUACAAUUUAUUUUUAUUCAAUGAAAUUGAUGAUAAGUUUUUUCUUCUUUUUUUUUCUUUGUAAAAUUUAAAUGGAAGAUAUAAAUAAUUUAAUUCAUUGAAAUUAUUUGUAGAAAAUGUUUUUUAAAAUGUUCAUUUUCAAUUCAAAAAAGUUUUACUUGUAAUUAAAAUUAUUAUUGAAUUGUUUAUGUAAUUAUUUGAGUUUUUUUUUUAUUACAUUAUUGAAAAGUUCUUUAUUUUAUUUUACAAUUACAUCAAUUGGUUUUUUUUUUUUUUUUCUUUUAAAAUAAAUUAUAGAUAAUAAAAAUAUGUAAUUUCUGUUUUAUUAAGUGAUUAUUAAAAAAAAAAUAUGGAAAA